GGAAGUUUUUACCUUUGAAGACAAUGUUAGGACCAAGAUAUGAUGAACAGGUUGCUGAAGAAAAUCGUUUUCACCCAAGUAUGUUAUCCAACUACUUAAAGAGUCUGAAGGUUAAAAUGGGUUUACUGGUAGACUUGACCAACACCACUAGAUUCUAUGAUAGGAAUGAUAUAGAGAAAGAGGGGAUUAAGUAUAUAAAGCUCCAGUGUAAAGGGCAUGGUGAGUGCCCUACACCUGAGAAUACGGAAACAUUUAUCCGUGUAUGUGAACAUUUCAGUGAUAAGAAUCCCUCAGAGCUUAUAG
Messenger RNA from Cariama cristata (Red-legged seriema), 303 nucleotides. RefSeq names its product mRNA-capping enzyme-like. The annotation marks the transcript as partial. The record is from RefSeq and is a predicted model, not a curated record. Lineage: Eukaryota; Metazoa; Chordata; Aves; Cariamiformes; Cariamidae. The transcript has 3 exons. Gene Ontology annotation, biological process: 7-methylguanosine mRNA capping. Gene Ontology annotation, molecular function: mRNA guanylyltransferase activity.